CCUGCUCGCUCACAGCGCGCGGCAGUCUUUCUUUCUUGUGUCGACAGUGUAGUGUGGUGCGUAGGGUGGGCUGGGCCACGUGGACACCACUGAUCCUUCUUUAAACCGUCUUUAAUCCGACGUCGCUCUCGUUUCGACGACACAUCGCGCUCUAACAUGGUUAAACUGGCGAAGGCAGCGAAAAAGCAACAAGUUCCUAAAAAAAAGGCUCCACCACCUCCAAAAGAAGUGGAGGAAGAGGAGUCAAGUGAGGAGGAGGAGGAGGAGGACAGCGAUGAGGAGGCACCACCAAAGGUAGUCUCCAAGAAGAAUUCGGCUCCAGCUAAACCUGCUAAAGCAGCUAAAAAUGGGAAAGUAGCAAAGAAGAAGGAAGAAAGCGAAGAUGAAGAUGAUUCUGAGGAGGAAUCUGAAGAAGAGACCCCACCUCCUAAGAAAGGAAAAUCUACCCCUGCAAAGACUGCACCGCUGCCCAAAAAAGCAACUCCUGUGAAGGCCGAAGAAUCGGACGACGAAGAUGAUGAUGAUGACGACGACGAUGAUGAAGAGGAGGAUGAAUCCGAGGAAGAAGUUCCUCUUCCGAAGAAGGCCGCUCCGACUAAGCCUGCUGCAAAGGGUGCCCCAGCAAAGGCAGCUCCAGCCAAGGAAGAGUCGGAGGAUGAGGAUGAUGACGAUGAUGAGGACGACGACGAAGAGUCUGAGGAAGAGAUGGACACAGCACCUGCUCCUGCCGCCAAGGCAAAGAAAGCUGGCUUGGUGAAAGCCAAGGAGGAGUCAGAAGAAGACGAUGAUGACGAUGAAGAUGAUGAUGAUGACGACGAUGAUGAGGAGGGAGAAGGGGAAGAAAAACCUGUGGUAACUCCUGGGAAGAGGAAGGCUGAAUCUAAGAAGGGUACUCCCCCAGCUAAAAAAGCCAAAUCAGAGGGUGAAGGCUUCUGUCUGUUUGUUGGAAAUCUGAACCCAGGAAAGGACUUUGACGAACUCAAGGAGGCAAUGUCAAAGUUCUUCGCCAAGAAGAACCUCGAAGUUCAGGAUGUUAGACUUGGAAUGUCAAAGAAAUUUGGUUAUGUGGACUUUGCUUCCGAAGAGGACCUGCAGAAAGCACUUGAGCUCAAUGGCAAGAAAUUUAUGGGUCAGGAGCUCAAACUGGACAAAGCCAGAAGCAAAGAGACUUCUUUGGAGGGCAAGAAAGAGAGAGAUGCACGCACCUUGUUUGUGAAGAACCUGUCAUUCUCAGCAACACAGGAUGAUCUGAAAGAAGUCUUUCCAGAGGCUGUAGAUAUCAGAAUACCGGUUGGAAAUAAUGGCUCCAGCAGAGGAAUUGCAUAUAUAGAGUUCAAAACGGAGGCAGCUGCUGAGAAGAUGCUGGAAGAAGCUCAGGGAGCAGAAGUCCAGGGUCGCUGUAUCAUUGUUGACUUCACGGGCGAGAAGAGUCAGAAGGGAGGCAGGGCCCCAGCUGUGGCAUCAGCGUCCAAGACUCUUGUGGUAAACAACCUGGCAUACAGCGCAACAGAAGAUACGCUCCAGAGCACGUUUGAGAAGGCCGUGUCCAUCAGAAUACCACAGAACAAUGGAAGGCCGAAGGGGUUUGCGUUUGUGGAAUUCGAGAGUGUCGAUGAUGCGAAGGAAGCCCUGGAGUCCUUGAAUAACUCUGAGAUUGAGGGCAGGGCAAUUCGGCUGGAGUUCAGUCAGAACAGCGGUGGCAAAUCAGAGGGCGGCAGAGGAAGCUCUGGUGUGACAAAGACGCUGUUUGUAAGAGGCCUCUCAGAGGACACUACAGACCAGACGCUGAGAGACGCCUUUGAAGGAGCUGUUGCAGCCAGAAUUGUCACAGACAGGGACACGGGCUCAUCUAAAGGGUUUGGCUUUGUAGACUUUGACAGUGAGGAGGACUGCAAAGCUGCCAAAGAGUCCAUGGAGGACUGCGAGAUUGACGGCAACAAAGUGACCCUGGACUACGCCAAGCCAAAGGGCGACAGCGGCCACCGCGGUGGCGGCAGAGGCGGAUUCGGUGGCCGUGGGGGAGGUAGAGGCGGUCGAGGAGGUUUUGGCAGAGGUGGGGGGCGUGGUGGAAACCGUGGAGGUGGCCGCGGAGGAUUUGGAGGUGGCAGAGGUGGUGGAUUUGGAGCGAAACCCCAGGGGAAGAAAAUAAAAUUUGACGAUUAGAUGUUAUUUUUAAACAGACUCUGUUUCAAUCACCUGAAUUCUCCAUGCGCCGACAGAGCCUUUUGGACAUUCCAGGAAGAGUUACGAGUCUAAUGGGCGCUUUAGCCUCUCCCUUUCGUGCUUUCACCCCUAUAGCUGAAGAGAACUGUGAAUUUUGAUAUGUUCAACUGUGCCCAUGAUCUUCAUGAGGAUUUUUUUUUCUUCCCAAAGGAGUAAAAUAAAAUGUUAACAACUUACAUCGUGAACAUACUGUUGGAUACAUGGCUUCACCUGCGACAACUUGUAAUAUUUCAUUUUACCUUUUGUAAAAAAAAGUGUUUGUUUCCUUUUUAAGUUUGCUGUAAAUUCAUAAGUUUUAUAAGUGUGCGAAGCAUGUUGUAAUGGGAGGAAUAUUAAAUAGGCCCAAUGGUCUUGGGUGUUUAGUCGG
Messenger RNA from Scleropages formosus (Asian bonytongue), 2590 nucleotides. It is a transcript of the gene nucleolin, whose product is annotated as nucleolin. Bases 157 to 2163 code for a protein of 668 amino acids. The record is from RefSeq and is a predicted model, not a curated record. NCBI's taxonomy places the organism in Eukaryota, Metazoa, Chordata, Actinopteri, Osteoglossiformes, Osteoglossidae. The transcript is spliced from 16 exons. Gene Ontology annotation, molecular function: RNA binding.